CGAACCAAACCCUAAAUAAACCCCACCCAUAACAGCAGCCUUUACCCCCUCUCUAUAAUUUCUGUUUCUCUCUUUCGUUUCUCCAUACCCCCCUCUUAAAAAACCAAAGCCAAAGCAAAAUCCAACUCGAAACGCUAUCUUCUUUUUUCUCUGUAAAAAGAUAUCUAUGGCUGUUGAAGCUAGGCAUCUUAAUCUUUUCCCCCCUCAGUUUACAGGAAACAGGGAGAUGAUGAAUCCAAUUCAAGGAAACGGGAAUAUGUAUCAAACGGAGAUUGGGUAUGGGGUUCCGUUAUCGGGAACCACGACGGUGGCGGAAGGGUUGCUUCCGUUGUAUAACUCAACGGCUACGGCGGCGAUGAAAUCGGAGAGUAGUUUGACGUACAACAACAAUGUUCUUCCUUUACCGAGGAAGCGUUCGAGGGAUUCGAUUAAUCCGAUCCUUUCGUUUCCUUCACCGGUUCAACAACAAAGUAAUAAUAACAACGGCAAUAAUAAGACUUGUUUUCUUGGUCAUGAUAUUUCUUUUCAUAUGGAGCAACAACAGUUGGAUAUUGAUCGCAUCAUCUCCCAACAUAUGGAGAAAAUGAGAGUGGAAAUGGAGGAAAGAAGGAAGAGACAAGCCAGGAAGAUAAUGGAAGCAAUCGAAGGUGGAGUGAUGAAGAAACUAAAAGCCAAAGAAGAAGAGAUUGAAAAGAUUGGGAAAUUAAAUUGGGCACUCGAAGAAAGGGUGAAAUCACUAUGCGUAGAGAACCAAAUAUGGCGAGAUUUGGCUCAAACCAACGAGGCAACAGCCAACGCGUUACGGACCAACUUAGAACAAGUACUCGCCGCCGCUGCCAACAACCGUGAGGAAGCGGAAGCGGCGGCGGCAGACGAGGUGCACGAUGCACAAUCUUGUUGCGGGAGCAACUGGGAAGCAACAGCGGAGAAAACCGUCGCCGGUGGUGGAGGACGGGAGUGUAGGAAUUGCGGGAAGGAAGAAGCGUGUGUGCUGCUGUUGCCGUGUAGGCAUUUGUGCUUGUGUACGAUUUGUGGGUCUACACUUCACGUUUGCCCCGUUUGUAAAUCCACUAAAAAUGCUAGUGUUCAUGUUAACUUGUGAUAAACCCCUCAAAGAAAAAAAAAAUACCCAAAAAAUAUUUUCAAGAAGAAAUUGUUGGAUUCCAAAA
This is a messenger RNA of Gossypium raimondii (Peruvian cotton), 1169 nucleotides long. RefSeq names its product probable BOI-related E3 ubiquitin-protein ligase 3. NCBI's taxonomy places the organism in Eukaryota, Viridiplantae, Streptophyta, Magnoliopsida, Malvales, Malvaceae. The transcript is spliced from 3 exons. Bases 167 to 1102 code for a protein of 311 amino acids. Gene Ontology annotation, biological process: regulation of programmed cell death. Gene Ontology annotation, molecular function: ubiquitin-protein transferase activity. The record is from RefSeq and is a predicted model, not a curated record.